CUUCCUCAUUUAAAUCUUAAUUUAACAUUUUUAAAUGAAUCUGAAUAUUGAAAUGAAGUCCCGAUAUGUUACAACUAUAAGUCUGAUGUUAGCAUUCUGUAAUUGUGAACAAGAAUAUAAUAUAACUUUCCAUGGAGACAAGACAACUUGGAUAGAUGCGGUCAAAUACUGUAACGAUAACGACGGGGUUAUCUACAACGAUAAAGACGAUAUCCAAAAACGGUUGAAUAAUAUUUCAAUCUAUAUUGAAGUUUGGGCUGGACAAUAUAAAGCAUUGUCUCCAUGGACAGUUACUUGGGGUUGUCAUAAAAUACCGGAUAUUAAAAGUAAUACUAAAUUUAGUGUGCCUCGCAUCAAUCAGACAGAAUGCCAAAAUCUUUGCAGUGAAACAGAGUUUUUUGCUAUUAAGGAGGAUAUAUGUGUUUGUUUGCUCCCUGGUAAUUUGCAAGAAAAAAUACAUUACAGUUCAUGUUCUUGCAAUGAAUGUUAUAAAGUGGUGAGACAUAAAAUACCAACUGUUAGAAGUUCUUGCAACGAUGAUACUAAAUGUUUAUGCAUGGCAGCAGCUUGCAUUGAUAAAAAAAUCAAGUUAACCUCAGAGAAUUGCACAUAUCCAUUCAUUGUUAAAUGUGAUGACGUUAACACUUCGAAUUCUAUAUAUAAAACUCAUGUAGAGGCAGUUCGUUUUUGCACUGAAAAAUCAUCAUUUUUACAAUGGUAUAAAAAUGACAAUUGUUCAGUUACAAUGAAAACUGUGCAGCACUGGACAAGUGGUACAAGGGUCCAUUAUACAUACCAAGUGAAACGCAAUGAUAUGCCAACUUUGUUACCCUCAUAUCGUUGUUUGAAACUGACCAAAAGUGCAAAAAGCGAAAUAUAUGAUGCCUGUGAUAAUAAUGGUGUUGUUUUUCCAUUUUAUUGUAAGAAUGACAACAUGCAAACAGAUGAAGUGAUAAAGGACAACGAUAAUACAGGUGUAAUAGCUGGGUCAGUAGCAAUAGUUUUGCUCGUAUUUGCCUUAUCUGUAUUAGGACUUCUCUUGUACAAACGAAGAAUCGAUUCUAAAGCCUAUCAGAGCAAAAGUCGAAAUCUAGAUAAAACAACGAAUGAAUUUACAACAGAAACCAAUGCAGACGGCCCUGCAGCUAGAGUAAGAAAAGGUGAUAGGCCGUUACCAAUACCUUUAACAGGGAAUAUGUCACUUGGUGACAAGCCAGUUGAAGACGAAAAUACAUAUUGUAGAAUAGCAUCUGUAUUUGUCGAUGAACCAAGAAAUAAUUUUUCAAAUCAGUGUUAUAAUGAAAUUGAUUUUAAAGGCGACACUAAUUCCCUAGAAAUACUCCACAAAGAAAAUAAGCAACUCGAUGAUAACACAGAAGACGACGAAAAUUUCUACUCUAGGAUAGAAUCUGCAGUUUUCGAUGAACCAAAACAGAACAAUACAAUUGCUAGACACAAUGAUUUACAAUUAAAAUGUGAAAACAAAUCAAAUCCUUAAGAAAUUACCCAAGGUACACAUUAUAAGACUGCCAACUGCAAAUACAGUGAUUUCCCAGAAAAAUUGGAACAUAUUUAUCUAUAAAUAUUAUGACCAUUUGAGCAGUGUUACAAAAAAUGCCGUUUAAAUGUAAUCACUUGCAAGUUUUAAGUAAAAUAAAGAUUGUUAUCAUGCCCAA
Messenger RNA from Mytilus californianus (California mussel), 1676 nucleotides. RefSeq lists its product as uncharacterized. The coding region runs from base 35 to 1498 and encodes 487 amino acids. NCBI's taxonomy places the organism in Eukaryota, Metazoa, Mollusca, Bivalvia, Mytilida, Mytilidae. The transcript is spliced from 10 exons. The record is from RefSeq and is a predicted model, not a curated record.